This is a messenger RNA of Macrosiphum euphorbiae (potato aphid), 282 nucleotides long. The record is from the annotation of a GenBank genome assembly. Lineage: Eukaryota; Metazoa; Arthropoda; Insecta; Hemiptera; Aphididae.
AUGAGACCACAUACGCCUUGUGAAAAUACCGUUCAUGGUUUACUGUAUGGUAACAACAUACACGCAAAGGCGUUAGACUAUGGAAAAAGUAUGGAACAAUAUGCUAGAAUUGAAUUUGAAAAUAAAUUUAUGUUAAAGGUUUCUCCAGCUGGUCUAUGUGUGGUUUCUGAAAUACCUUAUUUAGCUGGGUACCUACAUGGCUUUGUUGAUCAUGAUUCAUUGAUCGAAAUUAAAUGUCCAUUCUUAGCAAAAGAUUGUGAUACCAUAAUUCAUGCGAAAUAA